CUCUGCCACUGCACCCAUUCCAUAUAUAGCUCCUGAGAACUGCCAUUUCCAGCUCUCUGCCUCCCUCCCUGCUCCAUUUCUGCUUCUGAAGCCUGUGCCCAGUUCUUGGCCGCUGCUGUGGUCUUUGGGCACCCACUACAGUACAACAGGAUGUCUGAGAAGCAGGAACAACCUCCAGUAGCCCAGAAUGGUGGAAAGGCUGAAAAUGCAGAGGAAUCUGCGGAGGCAGAAAAGCCGAAGGAACUGGAAGAAUUGCCACCCUUUGAAAUUGUCACAGGGGAACGGCUUCCAGCCUGCUUUUUCAAUUUCCAGUUCAAGAACGUCGAAUACAGUUCAGGAAGAAACAAGACUUUCCUAUGCUAUAUCAUAGAGAUUCAGGGCAAGGAGUCCAAAAAGUUACGGGGCUACUUGGAAGAUGAACAUGCAGCAGCCCAUGCAGAAGAUGCCUUCUUCAAUACUAUCUUGCCCAAGUGCGAGUCUGGCCUGUGCUACAAUGUCACCUGGUACUCCAGUUGUAGCCCCUGUAUAGGCUGUGCAGAUCGGAUAACUAAAGCACUUCAGAAGAAUAAGAACCUACAUCUCUCCAUGGCAAUAGGUCGUCUGUUCAUGUGGGAGGAACCUGACAUGCAAACCGCCUUGAAGAAACUGAAAACAGCUGGUUGUAAAUUGAGAAUCAUGAAACCUCAAGAUUUCGAGUACGUCUGGCAAAACUUUGUAGAGCAGGAGGAAGGAGCAGCAAAGGCAUUUACACCCUGGGAAGACAUUCAAGAGAACUUCCAAUUUUAUGAUGAAAAGCUUGCUGAAAUUUUGCACUGAGGAAAAAAAUGUGCCAACCCAUGGAGCAACAAGCAUGGUAUACUCUUAACAUUUGGGACUCUCAACUCAGUUUUCCAGAGCUGCUUUGAAAUAGGAAACACCAGAAGUCUCCAGCUGACACACUGCUAUGCUGAUAAGACUAAAAAUACAUGUAGAGAUCUGGUUUUUUUAAAUACAUAAACCUGCAGUGCUGUUAUUCACAUAGAAUUGAAAACAUUACAAAUGACAAAGAACAGAAUCAAAGCAAAGUUCUAUCACUUACAAGUUUAGAAAAGUCCCAUCCAAAGAAAUUUCAAGAAAUAAAUUUAACAUUAAAACAUUAACAUUAACAUUUUUAACAUUAAUUUUUUUAAAUUAAUAUGCAGUGAAUAGCAGAAAUCAAAGGGAAAUGUAAUACGGAGAGAGAUUACUAAUUAUUUUGACAAUGACCAUUCACAAAGCAUUGGUUGAGGGAGUUAGAAGUACUUUUGCACUUGUGAACUAAUUAGCAUGUACAUUAUAAAACAGUUUGGUCUCUCUUAAUCAAUGAGAAAUAAUUUCCCAAUAAAUACUGGCUCAGCUGCUUACAAAAUUUAUUUAAAGCAUUUUUAUUUUAUUAUUAUUUUUAAAAUUAAACAAAUGACAAGAAUACAAUGUCACUAAACACGCCCAGUUUUCAGUAAGUUGUCCCCAAUUACACUUCUAAUUUGAAAAGGCCACUUUCAGAGAGAUUUAAAAUAGGAUUUUUAUUCCAUUAUCCAUCUUUAUUAUAAAUUUGGCCU
Molecule: messenger RNA, 1577 nt
Organism: Pseudonaja textilis
Lineage: Eukaryota; Metazoa; Chordata; Lepidosauria; Squamata; Elapidae
Gene: APOBEC2
Product: apolipoprotein B mRNA editing enzyme catalytic subunit 2
Biological process (GO): cytidine to uridine editing
Cellular component (GO): cytoplasm; nucleus
Molecular function (GO): RNA binding; cytidine deaminase activity
Source: RefSeq, a predicted model, not a curated record